AUGUCUAUCUUCAAAACAUACACACUCCUUUGCCUGCUGGCCAGAACCAUCUACGCUACAGCGCCAGAGUCGAUUUCGGGCUUCAACGUCAUCUGGUCCGACGACUUCUCGGGCUCUGCACUGGAUACAUCGAAAUGGACACGCUGGACCGGGAUAUCAUCCAACAAUGAGCAAGAAACAUACACCACCUCCCCCACAACCUGCCAACUCAGCGGCUCCGGCACCUUCCUCAUAACCCCCGAACUGAACAACGGCCAAUGGACCAGCUGCCGCAUCGAAUCCAACCCCUCUUUCGCCGCCACCCCGGGCAGUCAGAUCAUCGUGCAAGCUCGUCUCAAGCUCGGCACUCCAGGAGCAGCCCUCCAAGGCAUCUGGCCCGCCUUCUGGUCCCUCGGCCAAGCGAUGCGCGAAGGCACACCCUGGCCUGCAUGCGGCGAAAUCGAUACCAUGGAGAACAUCAACGGCGGGCCUCUGGGCUACGGAACCAUCCAUUGCGGCAGCGCCUGCAACGACCCCACGGGCCUGAGUUCCGCCAUCGCCUUCGAUUACGGCGCCUACCAUACCUGGGCGCAUGCGAUUGAUCUGCGGAGCGGCGAUUGGACGCAGCAGAGCAUCACUUGGUAUAUGGAUGGGCAGGCGUACCAUAUCGUGCACGGAAGCGAUGUGGGGGAUGAGACGGCGUGGGUCGCUUUGGCGCAGAAGCCUUAUUAUAUGACGUUGAAUGUUGCGGUGGGCGGUUCAUGGCCUGGUUCGCCGGCUGCGAAUACGGUGUCUGGAACAGAUGCGGGGAUGGAGGUGCUUUAUGUGGCUGUUUACCAGGGUUGA
Lachnellula hyalina is the source of this 825-nucleotide messenger RNA. RefSeq names its product Glucan endo-1,3-beta-glucosidase. The record is from RefSeq and is a predicted model, not a curated record. The coding region runs from base 1 to 825 and encodes 274 amino acids. The transcript has a single exon. Gene Ontology annotation, biological process: carbohydrate metabolic process. Lineage: Eukaryota; Fungi; Ascomycota; Leotiomycetes; Helotiales; Lachnaceae. Gene Ontology annotation, molecular function: hydrolase activity, hydrolyzing O-glycosyl compounds.